Messenger RNA from Scleropages formosus (Asian bonytongue), 2553 nucleotides. RefSeq names its product fibulin 7 (gene fbln7). The record is from RefSeq and is a predicted model, not a curated record. Lineage: Eukaryota; Metazoa; Chordata; Actinopteri; Osteoglossiformes; Osteoglossidae. Bases 339 to 1700 code for a protein of 453 amino acids. Gene Ontology annotation, molecular function: calcium ion binding. The transcript has 8 exons.
UUAUUACCACACGCGUCCCUCUUCGGAGCCCGCGGGAUGCUGGCUUCCUCGGAGGCUCCCGAGACGCACGGACGCUGCCUGAGGAGUGAGGAGCGCGCGCCUCGUCCGGCACCGCCGCCCCCCCAGCACGUGGACACCCGGCCGGCGCGCACCGCGCGUCUUCUCCAACAGGCGCGCUUCUCUGGAGUCGCGUUCCGUUCGGUCUCUCUCUGCGCUAGUAGUUUUUUCCUUUUCUUCUCUUUUUUUCUUUUCUUUUGUUAGUCUAUAAGCUGUGCCGCGGGAUUUGCUGAGGAUCCGCUGCGACACGGCUUCGGUCGCGGAGCAGGAGCGCCGGCAGGAUGCGGACGGUCACGGUGCAGUGCGGCUGCGUGUUGCUCCUCUGUCUGACAGCGAUCCGUCAGUGUCGCGCCAGCAGCGGCGGCGGCGGCGGCAGCAGCGGCGCGCAGGGCUGCAUGGACAAGAACCAGGUCGUGGGCGUUCUUCGUCAGAUGGAGAAGUUCCUCAAGGGACAGGAAGUACGAUUCACCGAAGCGCUCCGGGUCAUGAAGACCAAACUGGCUGCCUUGCAGAACUCCGUCUCAAAGUUUCCUCAGGCGGAUCAGUACGCAGGUGCCAAAAGCUGCCCGUCCCUCGAAGUGCCGGCUCAUGGGAAGAAGUUUGGAACCAAACACCUUGCGGGUCAUGAGGUUCAUUUCACCUGCAGUUCAGGGUACCAGCUGAUGGGUCCUGGAACCCGCGUUUGUCAGGAGGAUGGCAGUUGGAGUGGAGUAAACACUGUGUGCAAAGACAUCAGCGAGUGUGUCAGUAACCCCUGUCAGAACGGAGGGACCUGUGUGGACGGGCUCAACCAGUACAAGUGCGUUUGCCCUCAGAACUGGAGCGGGUCGCACUGCCAGCACCAGACUCAAACAGCGCCACCAGAGUGGAGCGUGAUGAACGACCCGGCGUUCAGCCGGAAGCCGCGCUGCGCCAAGGUAGACCGAGCCCAGCACUGCAGCUGCGAUGCCGGAUUCCACAUGAGCGGCACCUCCGAUAACAGCAUCUGCCAGGACGUGAAUGAGUGUGAGGUCUACAAGCAUGAACACGGAGGGAAGCUGUGCGUUCACACCUGCGUCAACAUCCCGGGCUCCUACCACUGCUCGUGCCCCAGCGGCUACAAGUUGCUGCCCGACGGCCGCAGCUGCGAGGAUGUAGACGAAUGUCUCACCCAGCAGCACAACUGCACCCCCGGGACCACCUGCAUCAACAGCGGGGGCGGCUUCCAGUGUGUAAACCCAGAGUGUCCACGAUCCCACGGAUACAUCAGCUAUGUUAAGACAUCGCCCUUCCAGUGCGAGCGCAACCCCUGCCCGAUGGAGAGCCGCUCGUGCCAUCUGGCCCCGAAGACGGUGUCGUUCCACUAUCUGUCCUUACCGUCUCAGCUGCAGACCCCGGCCACGCUCUUCCGCAUGGCCACGGCGGCGCCCCCCGGGCGGGCGGGUCCCGACAGCCUACGUUUCGGUAUCGGCGCCGGCUCCGCCAAGGGCACGUUCGUGAUGCAGCGCUCCGACCGCCAGACGGGCGAGCUCAUCCUCGUGCAGCGGCUCCGCGGACCGCGAGAGCUGGCCGUGGACGUGGACAUGUCCGAGUACGCGGACCGCGCCUUCCAGGCCAAACACGUGGCCAAGGUGCACAUCACGGUGUCGCCGUACGACUUCUGAGCCGCCGUACUCCCUCCCUCGCGGCGGAAAUAAAGAAGGUGAAAAAGAUUUUUUUAAAAAAAAAAAAGCCUCAAACCUGGUGCGUCAAUAUUCAGCCCUCCUUCGUCCCACAUCUCGCCGCCCUCCAGGAAAUUCAGCGAUGCUCAGGAGCUCUUGUCUUCCGGGCCACGAGCCGUUUCAGAGAGGCGGAGAGGAGAAGGACGAGCGCGAGGGUCUAACGCGGGCAUCCAGCGUACGGAAGCGCGCGCGUUAAACGGUGUGUGUCCGAGCGAUUCGGACACUGGUACGAAACAGCGGACAGAGUAACCGAGAGGACUUGAGCGAAGCGACUGAACGUCACGUGAGCGGCGGGCGGUUUGCGUCGAGCUCCUCGUCGGCCCGAAGAGCCCAAGCGCCCCAGUGCCCCUAUUGGACGAGCACUGCCUUCAUUUGCCAUCGGGAAUUAAAUCCCAGUUCCAUCCUAAGAUUAUGAAAACCCCAUAAAAACCAAUCAAGUCGUUCCAUAUUUACCCACGCGUGUUAUUUCCAUCGCCCCGUCCUGUUAUUUCUUUCUCAUUUGUUUCCUUCUUCCGUGUUUUUGUCACGCGAGCCAAAAUGUACACGCAAAUUAAUUAAUUUAAGCUUUGACGAGGUAAUAUCUCUGUCUUCUAUGGUUUUUUUUGAAGAACUGAAGACCGUGUGUCAUUAUCCAGAUGCAGCAGUACGUUAUUCCAUUAUAAUCAUCCUUUCCAGUCAGUAUAUGGGGUAUUUAACGCUAAUGUCACUAAUUUUGUUUUAUUAGUGUGUAACUCGCACUGUAUUGCGCAUUAAUGUUUGUAUGUAUAUAAAAUAAAGCGAGCAGUAGAGGGCUCUU